GCGGCAAUGUGUGUCUACCUCUCCUUGCUAUUUACUUCAUCCUCAACAACACAACAGAGACUUCUCCUCUUCACCUCGCUGCCUCCCACACACAGUCUGACUGUCCUUAGGACUUUUCAGGAACUUUUUUUUUGCAGGGAUUUUUUCCUCAUAUUGUAGUGAAGAUGGGCAGCAGACAGAUAUCUAUCAGGAGAGCCACCUCUGCCGGGUACAGGAUGCCGGAUAGAGCCGCAAUCAAAAUGACCUCUGUGUCGUCCGUUAAUUUAAGUAAAUCGAAUCCUGGGACGCGACAGAUAACAUCAACGUCUGACAGAGAAAAGGAAAAGCAGAGCUGGGGCAACGCCGUCAGAAAGGACCACAUCUGGAGAGAGCUUGUAGAGGCCGAAAGACGAGGAGAAAAACUAUGGCAUGAGAACUGGAGUUUCCUGAAGGAAUAUGAUUCUCUGGGCAAUAAGAAAGAAGUAAAGCAGUUACCGGACAAGGUACCAGUUUUUUCUGACCAAGUCCCCAAUACUACCAACCAAAAUAUUGGAAGCAAGAUAAACACAGAUCUGGGUAAAACGCUGGUAUAUAUGGAUUUCCUACUAACCAGUGGAAAUCAGAAGAAGAAACUAGGAUCUGAACUUCAGCCGUGCUGAUCACCAGGAUGGAUGGAAAUACUCUAAUAAUGACUGAAAAACAUUUUUUUUUUUUACAACUUUGUUUGUGAUGUUGGAUGGAAGAACAAUAUCCUAAUGUAUUUAUUUAAAAACUAGGAGAACUUGGUGUUCUUGAGUGAGAACCAUGGAAUCCGUUCACCAUUGGGAUAUUAUUGAAAUUUUACCUCAAAAUUGUGAAUAAAA
Molecule: messenger RNA, 842 nt
Organism: Hyla sarda
Lineage: Eukaryota; Metazoa; Chordata; Amphibia; Anura; Hylidae
Gene: CIMIP5
Product: chromosome 3 C2orf50 homolog
Exons: 3
Coding region: 165-638 (157 amino acids)
Source: RefSeq, a predicted model, not a curated record